Molecule: messenger RNA, 4292 nt
Organism: Planococcus citri (citrus mealybug)
Lineage: Eukaryota; Metazoa; Arthropoda; Insecta; Hemiptera; Pseudococcidae
Product: prostatic acid phosphatase-like
Exons: 7
Coding region: 1044-2303 (419 amino acids)
Biological process (GO): dephosphorylation
Molecular function (GO): phosphatase activity
Source: RefSeq, a predicted model, not a curated record
GAUAAUUAUGUAUUUAUUCAAUUAAUUUACAAACAUUACUACAACAUCUCACAAAACAAGCCAAAAUUUUUGCCAUGUCUCUAUUUUGAGAACAUAAUGAAAAAUACUUAUGUAAGUAAGUACCUACCAAAUCAAUUUAAAUGUUUAAUGACAAUUGGAAUAAAUAAAUAUAAUGAGCUUAUGAUGUUUUUUCAAAUUGCUCGUGCUUAGUUAGUUGGGUACUACAUUUUUAAAUUAAAACUUACAAAUUUUCACUCACUGGUUUGAAAUGUUAAGAAAAUAUGUACUGAUGCAUCUUUAAGAUGAAAUUUAUUCAUUUGCAGUCGUUUAUAUUUCAAAAAUGGAAAUUUUUUACGCAAAACAUAAUUUUGUUCUGUUCUAAAACGUAGAAUAUGAAACCAUACGAGAAAGUAGUAGGUAGAGUUACUGUACCUAAACCUACUCAUGCUCACUAUCAGAAAGGCCCAUUGAGUUCCUGAUGGGCAAAAGAACUGAAAUAAAAAACGAAAACUAAAACUGAUACCAAUAUCAUAUCUACCUAUGGAGCUGAUUUACAAUUUGAAUAUGCGUAUUCUUUUAUACUUGUGAUAGGUAACAGAAUUAAAAACACAUUUAGGGCUAGAUUGCACUUAUUACUUACCUACCUACCUACCUACCAUACAUUAUGAGAACAUCACUCAGCUGAACAGUGUAAAAUACAUACUUCAACAGUUGUCAAUUAAAGGUCAUUUUAAAUUUUUAAAACAUGAAAUCAAUGCCUGACAAUACAUGUAAUUAUUUAAUUUAAAUGACAUGCAUAUUUAAACAUUUUAUGUAGAGCACUUAUGAAUCUCGUAGUCGCAGUUCGAGUACUCUAAAUGAAUCGAACUACGUAUUUAGUAAAAAUAGGUAUAUGUAUGUAGUUGGAUAAGUACUCGAUAGUCGAUACUAGGUGUGUACUAGGUAGGUAUAUAGGUAAUGAAUGAAAAUAUAUGGUGCGUGAGAUUGUACGAUUGGUAAUUAAGAAAUAUUUCGUUUAUUUGUCGCAUGUUUAGUAUUCCAAAAUGUCAGCUUUCAUCCUGUCUCUACUUUUGCUUUUAAUUUCAAUGAACCUAAUAAUUGUUUACUGCGAAGAUUCGCUCUUGUUUGCCGAAGAUACUUUAAGAGACUCUCAUGGAGAAAUAAUUUUUUCAUCAGUGAUUUUUCGACAUGGAGAACGAUCACCAAUAACUAUGUAUCCCAAAGACCCUUAUCGAGAUGAGUCUUAUCGACAAGAAUAUUGGCCGCAAGGACGAGGCCAACUAUCAAAGAUCGGUAAACUCCAAGAAUAUAAUUUAGGAAAAUGGUUUCGCAAAAGAUACGAUUCUCUGAUCUCUGACGGAUACAAAUAUGAUUUGCUGAAAGUAGAAAGUUCAAAUUUAGACCGUACAAUAAUGAGCGCCGAAUGUUUCAUGGCUGGAUUUUUUCCUCCUUCGUCAAGUGAAAUGUGGACAGAUGACGGGUUAAGAUGGCAACCGAUUCCGAUUCGUGCAAUUCCAUCCGAGCUUGACGAUAUGAUUGACUUUAAAGUCGACUGUAAAAGAUUCGAAUUAGAGAAAGAUCUAUUCAAUGAGUCUCCUGAAGCACAAGAUUUCUAUUUGAAGCAUCAGAAACUAUUCAAUUACGUCGCCGCAAAUACUGGAUUAAAUAUGUCUUCGAAUAACGUUCUACGAGCUAUUGAUAAUAUUUUUUACUUGCAUGAUGCUUUGUUCAUCGAGCAAUCAAAGAAUUUAUCAUUGCCAGCUUGGACUGAAUCCAUAUAUCCUGAGCCUUCGAAACGAUUUGCAUCCCUCAGUUUAUUACUCGUGGCGUACUCUCACCAAAUGCGAAGGAUUAAAGCUGGUCCUCUAAUAGGUAAACUCGUAGAAGAGAUGGAACUAAAAAUGAAAAAGAAACUAAAUGCAAAAUUUCAUUUUUACUCUGGUCAUGAUUCUACAAUCUCCGGAUUACUCACAGCGCUGGAAAUGUACAAAGAUAUUUUCAUAUGGCCUCCGUACAGUGCGUCCGUAAUUAUCGAAUUGAGGCAAAAGGAACAAAAUUACGUCGUGACGAUUUUGUAUCGGAAUUCGACCACUUCUCCACCGCAGCAUCUGCGUCUACGAGGUUGUGAGUAUGUCUGUACGUGGGAUAACUUUAAAGCAUUGAUUCAAGAUUUGAUUCCCGAGAAUGUAGACGAUGAGUGUGAGUCAAAUUUGGUUAAAAAAGUCUCAACAUCAAAUGAUCAUAAUAUCUUUCAACAGAUGAUUAAAUCUGUAGGUCUUGAUACAAAAACAGAAAGCCCUUAAACUUUGAUUAAUAUUGUUAUGAUUCAUAACCGAACUUAUACAUAGAGCAGCUAUAAAGCUAACAAUAUUACGAUAACAUUUCAUUAGUUUUUUCGAAAGAAAAAAAAAUGAUAUUUAUACUCAUCAAAAGUAAGCUGUAAUAUCAAUAGGCUAUACGAGAGCUAAGAAAAGUUAUUUGAUUUUUUUUUUUUUUUUUUUGAAAUCAGAGUUACUUGAAUAGGUAUACCUUAGUUUGUUCAAGGGUUUCAAAUUUAUGAAAAAAAAUUCAUGAAAUUCAUAAAUUUUCAAACAUUAAUGGCAGCUUCAUAAUAAAAUUUCUUUAUAAUUUUCGAGCGUUGACUGUUCUACCUACUAAGUGGCGCUAGAUACCUACUUCAUGAAAAUUAUUCUCUUUUCAUUAAUUUGUAAUGUAACAAAGUGAUUAUUUGUAAUAGGUAUUUAUUUUAGAUAAGGAAAAAAGGUUCUGGCAAUUUUUAUCGAAUGCGAUCAGAUUAGAUUGAAGAGAAAAUUACAAAACACGAGUGUUAUCGAAUUACUUACGCAAAUAGCAAUGUUUAAUCACGAGUAUUUUUCCGUUUAACUAUUUGCAUGUUACAGUGUAAUUGAAGAAAUUACUUGGGAAUAAACAAUUCAAUGAGUUAGUAGGUAGGUGUUCAAUUCGUAUAGGUUACCAAUUAGAAUACUUAAGUAUUUUUUUUCAAGAUAUGUAAGUACUACACGUAAAUAAAAAAUAAAUAGUUAUGUACUUUUAAAUGUUUGCUUAUAUUUUCUCGUUCAGGUUUUUUUUCAUCCCCUUUCACCCUUAUACCAUUGAUCUGUUUUAAUAUCGCCUACAUUUUUUCCCCAAAGAAAUAAUUAUCGCAACAAGAAAUUACAUGGAAGAUGGAAGUUGCAUGUAACUUUUCAAAUUUCCAGGUACCUACUACUCGUACCUACCUACCUAACUGUUUCAAUCUCUUUCGUUUUCCCAUAAUUCUUAGUAUGUAUGUUCUUAUGAAGAAGACUUUCUUCAUCAAUUCCUUUAAAAACUUCGGUAAAUACUCGGAGAAAAUUUCUUGAAAUUGAAACAUGCACUCGUUUUCCACUAUAUAUGUUAGAGAUUUUUUACUCGAGUCACAUUAAUUAUUGAACCACUUACAAGACGAUUAGGCUUACACUAUUCCGAGUUUUUUUUUUAAUCCAGAGGGGAAAAACGUAGCUACACGUGAAACGUAAAAAUUAAAAAUGACUUGGCAAUUCACGAGUUUCAUUUUGCCAACUUUAAUUGCCAUUGAUUUCAUUUGUUUAAUGUUGAUGCCAUUCAUAUGUUUUUGAAAUUUGUAUGUGCAAAGUAGGUAAGUGCUUAUUUUUAUGUACCUACGAACGUUAGAAUUUAAGAAUUAAAAACGUUAGUAUCUAAUUUCAGUUUUUCCGUUUUUCCAUUUUUUUUUUCAAAUUAAUUUAAUAGAUGACCUUAAAUAGGUACAUAUUAAUGAUUUCAAAAACUAUUUUGCGGAUUUUGAAUACCUGAGUAAUUAUACUUGAAAAAGAACUUCACUUAUACGGUAAUUAGCCAUAAAAAUGAUAAGAAAAUAAGAUGUACAUACUUACGCUUAGUAAGAAGAUACACGCAUAAAUUUUAAUUAUAAAAUAAGAUGCUCUGUAGUUAUAAUUUUUCUCAAUAUUCUUAAAUUAGAAUAAAUUCGAACCAAAAAUAGAAUGUUAAAAUGAUAGCCAAUCAACUUUCAAGACUUCUCGAGUAUCUACUGUAUUACCCAAUUAAAUAACUACCUAUUAUAUAAAAAAAAAAAUCAUUCGAGAUACAAAUAAUUAAUACAUAGUCUAUCUGUGAUAAAUUUAAAAAUACAUAAUUAUGUAAGUAAGUAGUAAGUUGGUAGUUUUUUCAAUAUCCGAGCUCAACAUUGUAUGAAAUGUAUUUUCCAAUAUUAAAAUCUUAAUGCAUCAUAUAAAUAUAAACAAAUAAAUUAAACGAUUUUUUUCAUUUCUUUA